This is a messenger RNA of Lasiosphaeria miniovina, 510 nucleotides long. RefSeq names its product cytochrome b5-like heme/steroid binding domain-containing protein. The transcript is spliced from 2 exons. The record is from RefSeq and is a predicted model, not a curated record. Gene Ontology annotation, cellular component: membrane; endomembrane system; endoplasmic reticulum. NCBI's taxonomy places the organism in Eukaryota, Fungi, Ascomycota, Sordariomycetes, Sordariales, Lasiosphaeriaceae. Bases 1 to 510 code for a protein of 169 amino acids.
AUGGAGUACGUCGAGAAGAGAGUGGCCCAGGAAGCGGCCAAGGGCGCCGAAGCUACCAACUCCCUCUUCACGCCGCUCAACCUGAUGCUGCUCAGCCUCUUCCUGUACACAGUCUACUCGUUCGUCAAGCCGCAGGCGCCCGCCGCGCUGCCCAAGGAAGAGCCUGCCGUCGUGUUCAAGACGUUUACGCCGCGGACGCUGCUGCCCUUCAACGGCGAGAACAACAUGCCCGUGUACCUGGCGGUGCGGGGCCGCGUCUUCGACGUGACGCGCGGCCGCAACUUCUACGGGCCCGGCGGGCCGUACGCCAACUUCGCCGGCCGCGACGCCUCGCGCGGCCUGGCCUGCGGCAGCUUCGACGAGGAGAUGCUCACCAAGGACCUCGGCGGCCCGCUCGACACGCUGGCCGAUUUGGGCCGCGACGAGCUCGAGGCCCUGCAGGGCUGGGAGGAAAGGUUCAGCGAGAAGUAUCUCGUUGUGGGCAAGUUGGUGGCCGAGGAAAAGGAAUGA